AUGUAUCAAGUGUACCAGAAAUUAAAAGUUAUGAGGAAAGAGCUGAGAACUCUUAAUAAAACAGAGUUUAGCAACAUUGAAGCUAAAGUGAAGGCCUCCAAGGAUUUACUUGGUAACCUGCAAAAAGACUUACUGCUUGACCCCUUCAAUGAGAAUCUGCAUGGUGAAGAGAGAGCUGUCAGCAACAACCUUAUUAAAUGGAUGAGGUGGGAAGAGAACAUCCUAAGGCAGAAAUCUAGGAUUCUUUGGAUCAAGCUUGGAGAUCAAAAUUCUAAAUUCUUCCAUAGAAGUAUUUUACAGAGACAGUCUAGGAAAAAAAAUUUAUCCCUGAAGCUCAUUGAUGGGAGUAUUGAGACUAAGAAAGACAAAAUUCAAGCUGAGAUUAAUGGUAAUGUUCUGGAUGAUAAUGACAGAAGGGAGCUGGAUAGUGUGGUUCUGAAUGAAGAAAUAAAGGCAGUUAUUUUCUCCAUUAAAGAUGAUAAAAGCCUAGGGCCAAAUGGUUACAGCAGUGAUGUCUUUAAGAGUAGCUGGAAUAUAGUUGGAGAGGAUGUUACUCAGGCUAUUAUGGAGUUCUUAAAUACAUGUAGUAUGCUAAGGCAAACUAACUCUACUAUAAUCACUCUCAUCCCUGAAAAAGAUAGCCCUGAAUAUAUUGGGGAUUAUAAACCUAUUGCUUGCUGCAAUGUCAUCUAUAAAGGGAUUUCAAAGAUUCUGACUAAAAGAAUCAGUAGAGUUUUAAACAAAAUUAUAAACCCUUGUCAAUAUGCUUUUUUUCCUGAUAGAGGAGGUGCUAAUAGGCUUUACAUUCCCAAACAAGAUUAUCAACUUGAUCAUGAAUUGCAUCAGGACUUGUAUGUUCUCAAUAAUGAUCAAUGGGAAAAUAACUGGAUACUUUUCUUAAGGAAAAGGCUCAUGGUGCAUCACACAAAAACUGGAUCUGGUUUUGGUUAUCAUAAAGAGUGCAGGGACAUCAAGUUAAACCACCUUUGUUUUGCUGAUGAUAUGUUCCUCUUUAGUAACGCAGAUACUCAGUCAAUCAAGAUUAUGAAAGAUACUUUGGAGUCUUUUAUAAAGUUUUCUGGCCUGGCUCCCAAGCAGAGUAAGAGCACAAUCUUCUUUAAUGGAAUUUCUGAGCCUUUGAAGAUGGAAAUUCUCAGUCUUAUUGGCUUCACAGAAGGGACCCUUUCAGUCAGGUACUUAGGGCUUCCUUUGGUUACAACUAGACUUUUAAAAACUCACUGCAAUGAGCUGAUUAACAGAAUAACUUAUAGAGUGAGUAGUUGGUCCUCCAAAAGCCUCUCUUAUGCAGGAAGAAUUCAGUUAAUUAACUCAGUCUUGAUGAGUAUGCAGAUUUACUGGUGCUCAGUUUUCUUACUGCCUAAAGCUGUCAUUCAAGGGGUUGAAGCUGUCUGUAGGAACUUCCUUUGGAAUAACCAAAACACUGAUAGGAAAGGAGGUUUGGUUAGCUGGAAGAAAAUUUGUUGCAAUAAGUGCUUUGGUGGUUUGGGCAUCAAGUAUAUGAUAACUUGGAAUAAAGCUGCUUUGAUCAAGCAUAUUUGGGGCUUAAUUAGUCUAAAGCCUUCCUUAUGGGCUACUUGGGUCAAUGCUAACAAGCUCAAGAGACUGAGCUUUUGGGGGAUUGAGAAGCCUUAUGAUAGCUCCUAG
Molecule: messenger RNA, 1665 nt
Organism: Mercurialis annua (annual mercury)
Lineage: Eukaryota; Viridiplantae; Streptophyta; Magnoliopsida; Malpighiales; Euphorbiaceae
Exons: 4
Coding region: 1-1665 (554 amino acids)
Source: RefSeq, a predicted model, not a curated record